Messenger RNA from Bemisia tabaci, 490 nucleotides. The record is from RefSeq and is a predicted model, not a curated record. NCBI's taxonomy places the organism in Eukaryota, Metazoa, Arthropoda, Insecta, Hemiptera, Aleyrodidae.
UUAUGUUGGCCAGAGCUAAGAAGGCGAGAUUCGCUGUUCCCUCAAAAUCGCUGCUCAUCCAUUCGCAUCGACUAAACCAUCGGGUCAUCCACGCACCGUAACGGAUUAGCUUGCGUCAUGGAGGUCUUCAACUUACGUCUGUUCGUCUCGAUAAGUGUGGCUUGUCUAAUACUAGCGGCGGAUGGGGCCGAGCGAGGAGGGAACGGGCGCCCAUGUACAGGGAUCUGUUACGGCUAUUGCGAGCCCAGAACCAGCUCCCGGUCCGCACACUAUUUUCCACGACCAGCAUCCCGACCAGCCCCACCCCCCAGGCGGCCGAGGGGCGAGUGCCAGUGCAAGCGCGACAACGAUGGCCACAUCCCUGAAACUUGCGAAUGCACCGACGAGCAAAAGGCUAAGGUCAACUGCGAGAAUUAUCCCGACAAGUGCUACUGUAAUAAUGUUAAGCUUAUUUGUGAACCAUGGGUGUAGCCAUGACGAGAUGAAGUAU